This is a messenger RNA of Recurvomyces mirabilis, 3543 nucleotides long. It is a transcript of the gene smc6, whose product is annotated as Structural maintenance of chromosomes protein 6. Gene Ontology annotation, molecular function: damaged DNA binding; single-stranded DNA binding. Lineage: Eukaryota; Fungi; Ascomycota; Dothideomycetes; Mycosphaerellales; Teratosphaeriaceae. The coding region runs from base 1 to 3543 and encodes 1180 amino acids. Gene Ontology annotation, cellular component: Smc5-Smc6 complex; site of double-strand break; nucleus. Gene Ontology annotation, biological process: double-strand break repair via homologous recombination. The record is from RefSeq and is a predicted model, not a curated record. The transcript has 2 exons.
AUGAGUGGAGGCAUUUUCGCGGCGUUCCGUCGCGAAAACACCUCGGACACUGUCGACACAUCGCUGAGCUCCGAUCACAGCCCCAACAUGUCUUCAGGACAAAAACGUGGACGAGAGGCGAACGACAUAGACGGCGAGAUCGAGAUUGAAGGGGCCAGCUCAGCACUCCGCCAUUUCAACCCCAAGCGAUCGCGCAUCCAACUCGCCACGGACCAUGACUCCGAACGUGACGAGGAGGAAGAUGAGGACCAAGGCUAUCAGAGCGCCGACACACUCUCCAUGCCGGAUGUGGGCGAUCUCGACGACGACGGCGAUGACGAUGACGGCGAUAUUGACGAGCUCCGUGCCACACAGAUUAUUGAGAGGCAGAUCAACCAGCACCGCGAGAACAUGGCCUCUGAAGCAGGGGUGAUCGAGGAGGUCUUCUGCCGGAACUUCAUGUGUCACACCAAGCUACGCAUCAGGUUUGGCCCAUUGAUCAACUUCAUCAUCGGCCACAACGGGAGCGGGAAGAGCGCUGUCCUCACUGCCUUGACUAUGUGUCUGGGUGGAUCUGCCAGGAACUCGAAUCGCGGAAAGAAACUGGAGAGUAUGAUCAAAGAGGGCGAAGAGAGUGGGUCGCUAGCGGUCAAGAUCAAGAAUCAAGGUGACGGUGCUUUUCGUCCUGAGCUGUACGGGGAUUCGAUCACGGUCGAGCGUCACUUCACGCGCGGUCGAGGGGGUGGCUACAAGAUCAAGAACGCCCAGGAUAAAGUCAUAGGCACCAAAUCGGCGGAUGUGCAGACCAUCUGUGAUUUCUUCGCCUUCCAGCUGGACAAUCCGAUCAACGUACUGAGUCAGGACAUGGCACGCCAAUUUCUUUCCAAUAGCACACCUUCCGACAAAUACAAGUUCUUUAUGCGCGGAACUCAGCUCGAGACGCUCGACCGCGACUACAACCAGAUGCAAGAGCUUCUGGAGCAGGUACAAAUCAAGCUGAGCAGCCGCAAGGAGGAUAUCGAUGUUUUGAACGAUCGCUUUACCAAGGCCGAGUCAAGGAAGCGCCGCCUCGACGAAGUCAGCAGGCUGGGAGAAAGGCUAGCGGAUCUGAAGAGACAGCAUGCGUGGAUCCAAGUCGGCGAGCAAGAAGACAUACUAGAGCGCUAUGUCAGAGAUCUAGGAGAGGGCGACCAAACUGUCCGAGAAAAGGAGGGAGCAGCGGAGACAGUGUCUGGAGCAUACGACGGCCACGACCAAGCUCAUGAAGCUGCCACGCGCCGACUCGACGACCUCAAAAACGAUCUCACUCCUAUACAAGAGCGCCGCAAUGCAGAAAAGGAGAAUCAUCGUGUCGCCAAAGCGACUAUGGAAGGGACACACCAUGAACAGGCGAUCAUCCGUGAACACUUGAAGAAGGCCAAGGCACUUAUGUUGAAGCUGGAGCAGGAUGUGGCUAACGAGACCGCACGUAUUGCUGGCGCAGAAGGAGCGGAGUACACUGCCCGACUGGGAAGAUUGGAUGAGCUCAAGGCGGUCGUCCAGGAGAAGAAGGUUGAGCAGAGCACACAUGCUGAGCAGCAGACUGGCUUCCUGCAAAACAAGGAGGAGGCGGCACAGUCGUACGAGUCUACUAGACAGCCAUUGGACAGGGAACGCGAUGCACAGAGAAACGCAGAACGUAGGCUGGCUGACUUGCAGCAGUCUCAAGGUCUUCCAUUCGCCGGAUAUCGACCGAACAUCGAGCAACUGGUGAAGGCUGUCAAUCAGGAGAGCCGGUGGCGACAGAAGCCAGUUGGCCCGAUGGGACGGCAUGUUAAGCUGCUAAAGCCGCAAUGGUCGUCACAGCUCGAGAAGACCUUUGGAGGUGUCCUGGAAUCGUUCAUCGUCACCAAUGCCGAAGAUCAGAAAAUGUUCCGCGAUCUAGCACGACGUGUGAAAUGUGAUGUGCCGGUUUACAUUGGCAAUGCCGAGCCUCUGGAUACCAGCGACAAGAUGCCCGAGGAUACCUCGCUCGACACGAUCUUGAGCGUCCUGACUAUUGAUAACGACCUCGUGCGGAACCAACUUAUCAUCAACCAAGCUAUUGAGCAGACAUUGCUGAUUGAGGGCCGCGAACAAGCUGGCCGCAUUCUAUAUUCUGGUGGUGCCAGGCCCCGCAAUGUUCGAGCUGCGAUCUCACUGGGUAACAAGAUUGGUGCUGGAGUCCGUCAAGAGUACACAAGGUCUGGGCAAGCCAAAUCGAGUUUCAUUGAGCCAUGGACUGGUCACGCACGGAUGCAGGUCGACAAGCAAGAGCAGAUCCAGCAUCAGCGUCACGUUGUGGAUCAGCACAAGAGAGCAUUCGACGUGGCUCAACGGGACAGCAACGAGAAGCGCGACGCGGUGGUCAAAGCCGACCAAGACUUAACGCGGUGGAGCCGAGAGGCCGCCAAGUUGAAGAGUAACGUUCAGCGAGCUGAAGACGCUGUCGAGGAGCAGGAUAACGAGAUUGAGAGCACACGUAUACAGGACGGAAAGCUACAGGAGCUACAGCGUCAGCUGGUCGAGGCGAAGGAAGAGAGGGAGGCCCACGAGCGCUCGUACGGAGACGUGGUCGUCCAGAAAGAUCUCCAGGGUGCUGCCAGGCAGGCUGCGAAAGCCAGUCUCGAUGUUGCAGAGCAAGAACUCAACGAGAAAGCUGCCCAUAUCGCUAAAGCCGAAGAACGUUCUGGAAGGCUGCACCACGAUCGUCACGAUGCAUUGCUCGCCAAGAAUCGCGCGUUGGAGGAGAUCGAUGCCGCGAAGGUCCGAGUUACCCAGCUUGAGAAGAGGCGCGAUGACCAGCAGGCAGUUGUGGAUGAAUUUAAUGCAAAGGCUUCUGAAAUCUCCAGGCGGGUGCCGAUCGACGAAGGUAUGACACCGCACAAGCUUGACGAGACCGUGGAGCGUGUCGAGAGGGAAGUCAAGAAUCAGGAGCGCCUCGCUGGUGGCACGAGGGAGGAAUUGACGUUGGCGUGGCAGAAGGCGAGAGAGGAAUAUGAGAAUGCUAAACAUGUCCUGAGUGAGAUGAAGCAGCUUGCUGAUCUCCUGGGCAAAGCCCUCAGUUACCGUCGAUAUCGAUGGGGCAUGUUCCGCAGGUACAUCGCCUACCGCGCCCGCACUAUGUUCAAAUACCUCCUCUCGGAACGCCAAUUCCGCGGCCACGUCGUCAUGUCCCACCCAGCCAAGACUCUCGACAUCGCUGUGGAGCCCGACAUGUCCAAGGCCUCAACCGAAGGCCGCGAAGCCCGCACCUUGUCGGGCGGCGAGAAGUCCUUCUCCACUAUCUGCCUACUGCUGUCCAUCUGGGAGGCCAUGGGUAGUCCCAUCCGAUGUCUGGAUGAGUUCGAUGUCUUCAUGGACUCGGUCAAUCGGGCUACGAGUAUGGGCAUGAUGAUCAAUGCGGCGAGGAGGAGUGUGGGGAGGCAGUUUGUGCUUAUUACGCCGCAGGCUAUGGGGAAUGUGGAAUUGGGGGAUGAUGUGCGGGUGCAUAAGAUGAGUGAUCCGGAGCGAGGACAGGGUGUUCUUCCUUUUACGCAGAGCUGA